AUGACGCCCUUUAGAUCCCAUUUAAUAUUGUUCACGAUCACCAUCUCUAUUAUUUUGAUAUGCAUUGGAUCGAUCUUCAUUCGGUUCGGUUUCCACCAGGAACUGGUGCGGGACAAGACGAACGGCGUUAGGAUCAUCAUGGUGUUGAUGUUCCAGUACCUUGUCGGAGAUCCCAUCAAGUUUAUCAUCAUCGCAGUGGAUCGCACCAUUUGGCCGCGGGAUCAUUAUGUGCCGGACAUGGACAAGAGCAGGCCGGAAUACGAUAGGGAGGACUUUCUGGUGCAGAAAGUGGAGCGCCAGCGGCGAAACCUGUUGAUCACCUCGCAGUAUCGGAACGAGAAGCUGAACGAGAUGUACAAGGAGAUCAGCAGGGAUCUGUGGCUGUUCGGGCGCUACUACUUCUGGCUGAUGCUGGCCAUGCUGGCGACCUGGGAGCCGCGCGUCUACCGCAGCUCGGACAUGAUCAAGAAGCUCAUGCUGUUCAAUCACACGGACUAUUAUGGCCUCGAGGAGCUGGUGCACAUCAAUCAGCUAUUCGACUACAUCGAGAUCAAUCUGAUCAACACCUUCGACACGAACUCCACCACCCUGGGCACCACCUUCACCAGCCCCCCCUGGGUGCACGCCGAGCAAUGGGUGAUGCUGGGCGUUAUCCGCGUGCGGCAGCUGCGGCGGAGCAGCCGCAAGAUCGGCUGGAGUGCUCCCGAAUACACGGACUCGUCCUACCUGCCCGGCUGGCAAAAGCCCUACAAAGUGGUGCCGUACGAGGAUCUGCACUGGCGCGUCACACGCCCCUGGGUGCCCAUGAAGUGGUUGGCGAUUGAUAGCUUCCUGCUGAACUUCCAUCACAUUGGCUUCUUCGACUACUAUCCGGAGCUGAGGGGCUACUCGACACUGCUGUCGCGCAGCAAAGUCAGCACCAAGAUGGUCCUCGACUUCCUCACCGAACAGCACUGGCUCACAAGGAACACGUCGGCGAUCUUUAUAGACUUCACCAUGUACAAUGUGGACAUGAAUCUGUUCAGCGUGAUCACGCUGCGCCUGGAGCAGCUGCCCUUCGGGGGUGUCCUGCCGCACGUGGGCGUGGAGGGGUACGUCCUGUUGCGGGACUUCGAUCAUCUCAAAUGGUACGACCUGUUCGUCUAUAUGAUCUACAUACUGGUGCUGCUGCAGUUCGGGAAGGCGACGGUGAACAAGGUGUGGUACGAUUCGCGCACCCUCAAGAACGUGUGGAACAUCAUGGACCUGCUGAUAUUCGGACUGAAUGCAGUGGUCCUCUGGGUGAUGUUCUUUCGCGCCUCGCUGGUCCGAUCAAUGCUCAAGAAUGUGAGUGUCUUCGGGAACAUGGAUUUUGUGGACUUUCGGCGAGGAUCGCGGCUCGAAGGGCUCGUGCAUAUGCUGAUCGGGGUGCUCAUCUGUCUGACAACGCUGCGGCUGUGGCGGAUCCUGCAGUUCGCGAAUGUCUUUCAUUUGUUCAACCAAACGCUGCGCAUGGCCUGGCAGCCGGUGGUCAGCAUGGCCAUGAUGAUAUUGAUCUUUCUGUUCGGCUUCUGCAUGAUGAUGGUCAUCAUCAAUGGGAACAAUAGCAUCUAUUUCAAUCGCUUCUUCCAGAGCCUGAUCACCUGCAUGUGCUUCUCGUUCGGCUUCAGCUCCCACAUCCAUCCCAGCGAAAUGUUCCACGGCGGCAAGGCCGUCGGACUGAUACUGUACGCCAUCCUGGGCUUCUUCAUCUGCACCGUCCUGAUCAAUGUGUUCGUGGCGAUGAUCAACAACUACUUCACGAUGGCCAAGGAAAGGCGCGACCUGGAGGAGGUGCAGCACCUUGACUUCUUUCAGUUCCUGCGCGUCGAGUAUCAAGGCCUAUUCGAUUUCUACAUGCGUUUGCCCUGCUUUCGGCGGGGAUACAAGCGAAACAAGCGCACCGUCGGUCAGAAUAUCAGCAUCACGACGGACUACAUUGAGCGGAAGAUUCGAUUCCAGCGUCGCCGCAAGAAAAUCAAGAUUGUGGAUGAGGCCAAGGAGGAAAGCGACUUCCAGAUGCGCGGCGAGCAACUGCUUCUCGUUGGCGAGCACAUGGAGACCCAGUUGCAGCUGCUGCGUCUGCGGCUCUUCGGUGAAAAAGCUGAAGAAGCAAUUCGUCCCAAACAGAAAUGGCGUUUAUUUAGUCGUGCAUAA
This is a messenger RNA of Drosophila persimilis, 2175 nucleotides long. Its product is annotated as polycystic kidney disease 2-like 2 protein. Gene Ontology annotation, molecular function: calcium ion binding; calcium channel activity. Bases 1 to 2175 code for a protein of 724 amino acids. The transcript has a single exon. Gene Ontology annotation, cellular component: membrane. Gene Ontology annotation, biological process: detection of mechanical stimulus. Lineage: Eukaryota; Metazoa; Arthropoda; Insecta; Diptera; Drosophilidae. The record is from RefSeq and is a predicted model, not a curated record.